Molecule: messenger RNA, 2664 nt
Organism: Mesocestoides corti
Lineage: Eukaryota; Metazoa; Platyhelminthes; Cestoda; Cyclophyllidea; Mesocestoididae
Source: the annotation of a GenBank genome assembly
AUGUUGGAUAUUUUUUCUGUACCCCGUCAGCAGGAUUGCAAAUGUUCGAGUUGGAAAGCUAGUGAAGACGUGGAGGAAAAUUAUCUUUGUACGCACUGUGGUCAUUCUCAUUGCAACGAUAUCAAUUCACCAGAGCUUUCCACCUGGAUUGGGAACGUUGCGGUGCAAAUGGUGGAAGACUUAGAAACCCUCUUUCUCCUCUGUUCCAACGAGGAGGAUCUCGAAACUCGUCAAUUGUACUUUUGCAUGCUCAAACGGCUACGCAAAGCUCUUGCAAAUAAGGGGUACCCGCAAAUCGAUGACUUGCCUCCUUUCGAGAGGCCCAGCGCUAACUCUGCUGUGCGCAACCUCAUUAUCCAAAGGGUAUCAAGUUAUCCCGAUGAUGCGCUGCUUUACGUUGACUUGGGUCGACUAGUCCUCACUUACCUUAAUGGUUGCCGACUACAGGCACCAAAAAAUAGGAAGCAAAAGAACGAGAAUUUGACUGGCUAUCGACUGAUUUACAUGCGAUGGAUGUGUCACUGCUACAUUCCCCUUUUCUGCACUACUUUCCCAUACUUUGAACCAACCGCUGCUUUUGGGAAAAAUUUUUUUCUUGCUCUCCUUCCUCAACUGAAAUCUGGUCUCCUAAACAAAGUACAGGAUGAAAAAGCGAAGCUCCAGUCUGAGCUGUCGACAUUUAUAACAGAAUUAGAACGUGAGGCUCGCCUUCCUAAUUCACCCAUUUGGGAUCCAUUCUUCCGACCUUUUUCAGCCUCCGGAAAACUAGAACAAAGUGGUAUUCUUUCCGACCCUUCUGCAGUGUUUGUUGAUUGUAAACUUGCAAAUGAGGAGACAACUGAGAAUCACGAAGAGACGGUGAAGGAAGAGGAAUCUGUAACACCACAACGCCGGUUGACCGAAAGCUCCCCGUCUUUGUAUCUCACUCGAAGCAACUCAAAAACGACCAGUGCACCUCUGUCAGGAGUUCGAAGACCCCUUGAUUUCGAUCCAAAUAACAGUACUAGCUCUCUAACUGAACCGCUCACUCCACAGGCCAAAAGAAUGCGCCUCAGCUCCCAGUCCACUCCUGGAGAUAUAAGUCCGCGCGAACUAGAGGAUGUAAUAAGAGAAAUUGAAGCAGAGCAGAGGCUUGGUCGACAUAUUCUUCCUUCACCAACCUUACGCUCAUUCCAUGCAGCUCGAGACGCUGCAGCUAGGAGGGAAGAAUCAGCGGGAGCAAUCGAAUUUCACGUUGUUAGUAAUAGUUUAAAUCAGCAACAGGAUCCCUCUACUUAUAUCUGGCUUCUAGAAUUACUCAAUGUCUUCGCAAUUCAGUUGCCUCGCAUGCCGAAGGAGUACAUCACCCGUCUUGUGUUUGAUCCAAAACACAAGAAUCUGAUUCUUUUAAAAGUGUCAGAAAACGGUGAGAGGCAUGCAAUCGGUGGAAUAACCUUCAGAAUGUUCCCUUCACAGGGCUUUACUGAAAUCGUCUUCUGUGCUGUAAUCUUUAACGAACAAGUUAAAGGCUAUGGAACGCAAAUGAUGAACCAUUUGAAGGACUACCACACUCAGCACGGUGUCUACCACUUCCUCACCUACGCCGACGCCUUUGCAACCGGCUACUUCCGAAAGCAGGGCUUCUCGCGUGAAAUCCGUCUUCCCCGGCAGGCCUACCAGGGCUACAUCAAGGAGUACGAGGGUGCGACUCUAAUGGGCUGCGAACUUUACCCCAACAUUGUGUACAAGGAGUUUUCUGAGGUCAUAAGUAAACAGCGCGAGAUAAUCACCCGGAUAAUCGCCCGUAGAAAGCGGGCCCUCGAGACUGUCUACCCGGGUAUACCCAAUUCCCAGUUCAGAAACGGCCCCCUGCCCUUCUCCGCAAUACCUGGCCUCGUGGAGGCCGGCUGGAAGCCCUCGUCCUCAGACGAGGACCCAGAAGCCUACAACACUUUCAUUCCAGCCAAUGCGACGGAGCGCCUCGCUACUACCCCCGGCGAGACGCCACUUACCGAAGCUGCUGGCGAGUCAACCGCAGCCACGAACGAACCGCUGAGUGUUCAAGUUCAGGCAGCGGAGGUGGCGGCGGAGGAGGAGGAGCAGGCUGUUCCGCCUCCUAAAAUCUCGAGUAUUCGUCGGAAUAGGCUAAUCGCGUUUUAUCGUGACGGCGACACAAUCGCAAGGCGCACAAGAGCCAACUCGGUAUCUACUGCGGAGGUUCAGCCACCAGUGGCCCAGUCGCCUCCACCGCCUGCAGCGCCGGCCUUGACACCCGCAGAGAAGGCUCGGCUGAAGGAGGAGACGCGUGUCUUCAACGAGGCUGUCGAUGCUCUUGCGGAGCGUCUUCGUCCCGUCCUGGAGGCAGUGAAGGCGCACAAGUUCGCCGGUCCUUUCCUCUCCCCUGUCACUGCCAAUGAGGCGCCUGGGUAUUUCAACAUCAUAGUCUUCCCAAUAGACUUGCGAACAAUGACGGAGCGUCUGAAGAACCGGUACUACACGCAUCCCGAUCUCUUCAUAGCGGACAUGCGCCGGAUGUUCCACAACUGUCGCACCUACAAUCACCCCGAGUCGGAGCUCUACCGACACGUCUCCACCUUGGACAGUGUAUUCACACGCAAAAUGAAAGAAGUCGGUCUGUGGACCGUGCCGCCUCCACCGAUGCCUCCGCCGAACACCGACCUCUAA